AUUCGUUCUUAUUAAAUUUAGUUUACUCUAAAUUUGUAUCUGAAAUAAGAUAUUUAUCCAUUUCAUUUUGCAGUUCUCUUGGUUCAAAUCUCCAGACCAGUACCAAUACAUGGGAAAACCUCUUUGAGACUCUAAUUUCUAUUAUCGGCUUGCUACUUUUUCUAUAUCUUAUUGGAAAUUUGCAGAUGUAUAUGCAGACGGAUGCUGCAGUAUUAGAGUCGAACAGACACAAGAGGAAAAUCAAAAGGGCUGUGGAAAAGAAAGGUCGAGAGUUAGACUUGUGGUUAUUGAAAAAUGGCAUCCCUAGUAGAAGAAAAAAUGAGAUGAUGGAAAGGGUACAGCAAGAGCUUGCCGAAAGGAGAAAUGUUGAUGUGGAAAACAUUCUCUCUAUUCUUCCUGAGGAACUUCAGAGCUAUAUCAAAAAUUUGUUGCCAUUGGCUAGGCUAAAGAAAGUACCACUGCUUCAAACUAUGGAUGAAGAAGUAUUGAAAGAAAUCAGUGAGUAUCUUGAACCCAAAAAAUUUGAGAUUACUGGGCGGGAAUAUCUUUCUAGAGAUGGGGAACCACUAGAAAAGAUGAUAUUCAUAGUUGAGCGAGAUCUUGGCGUUGAAAGAAGAAAUGUUGCCGGUCGUGACCUUUUAUACCCGGGAGACUUCUAUGGAGCAGAACUUUUGGAGUGGGUAUCAGUAUCAAAUACCUCUUUCCCGUCACAUUACCCUUAUCCAUAGACUAUUCUUAUUGUUAAGAGUAUAGUACAGAAUCAAGGUAAUAAGGAUUGCAGAUUGUCUACACGUGUUGAGUAUCUGAUGGAGAGAAAGAAAGUUAGUUGGUUAGUAACUGGUUACUAUAAGUAGUGGUUAAGUGCAAUUAGAAAUGUUAAGCAAUUAGGUCCUUUUGUAACAA
Rosa chinensis is the source of this 903-nucleotide messenger RNA. Its product is annotated as probable cyclic nucleotide-gated ion channel 6. The transcript is spliced from 3 exons. The record is from RefSeq and is a predicted model, not a curated record. Lineage: Eukaryota; Viridiplantae; Streptophyta; Magnoliopsida; Rosales; Rosaceae. The coding region runs from base 186 to 728 and encodes 180 amino acids.